Messenger RNA from Dermacentor andersoni, 1255 nucleotides. The record is from RefSeq and is a predicted model, not a curated record. Lineage: Eukaryota; Metazoa; Arthropoda; Arachnida; Ixodida; Ixodidae.
AAUCCAGGCCACUGCGGUGACUGACAUGACUGAUGUCACUUACGAAAUCACUCUACUUGUUAUAUUCAGUUUUUUUAUUCAUUUCAGUUCUUUAUUCCCCAGGGAACGCUUCUGUUCUUCAUUAUAUAUAUUGGUUGUAUACGUUAAAUAAAACGGCUUUUUACUUUGGGACGGCUGGAGUCUGACUUCCACUUUCGGUCAACACCACAUUGGCGACGAGGAUGCAGUGAACAUACCCCCAGCCCCGCUGCGCCGUCCGUAUCCGCCCACCAUGAGCUUCACCGGGCUUGCUCCGCCACCGUUUUUCCUUCCGGCGCCUGGCCGUCCCUCAUUGCCAUGGGAGCAGUGGGAGCAGAUGUUCAACGUGUACUUGCUGGCAUCCGGAGCCGCCCCAUUCAAGCCGGAGCAACGCAAGGCUAUUCUUUUGCAUUGUUUGGGGGCGGAGGGCCAGCGUAUUUAUCAGACGCUACAUGCAGGGACCAGCGCCGCAGCACGCGCCGAUGACAAGUCUAUCGUGGCCCCUCCUGACGAAUACGACUCUGCAUUUGCCGCAUUACGGCACCAGUUUUCGACGUCGCGCAACGUUAUCAUCGAGCGUCAUCGCUUUCACUGCCGCAGCCAACAUACAGGCGAGUCCGUUCACGACUUUGUUGCCGCUCUACGGGAGCUAGCGUCACAUUGUUCGUUUGCCUCCCAAGAUGAUGCUCUGCGGGAUCAAUUCGUUGCCGGCGUAGCUUCCACUCGCGUACGUGAGCGGUUACUGCUCGAGGGUUCCACACUUUCAUUCGAGAAUUCCGUUCGAAUUGCACUUCAGUUUGAGCAGGCGGCUGAAGAGCUAAAGGAGCUUUCUGCUUCGGUCGAAGCAAUUUCAUUGCAGCAGCAUCGAAAACCAUCCUCGCAUUCUUCGAAAAAAAGGAAUUCACAACCGGCAGCCACCUUAGAGCAGAAUUUAACGAGGAGCGCGGGCGGCUCACGUGCGCCGCAGCGGAACCGUCCCCCUGAGCGGAACCGAGAACAGAGUAGUCGCUCCGGUUCGCCACAUUGUUUCCGAUGCGGCUCGCGGGACCACAUCGCGUCAGCGCCGCAGUGCCCAGCGCAUGGCAAGAUUUGUUCAUUUUGCGGUCGCAAGGGCCACUUUCAAAGGGUAUGCAACCGCAAGCUAACCCAAAUGCAAGGCCGAGUCCGUGAAGUUGAAUUUCAUGAAGAUGUUUCGUCAUCCAGCAGUGCUGAGGAAGUUUUGACCGACUGUUGUUGA